UUCUGUACAUGGAAGCAUAGUCAUUGGAAGGAGAUCGAGUGUAAGAUAUGAACACCAUGGGGACAGAAAAUCCUAACCGUGGAAAUUUCCCUCAAAGGCCUACUUCUUCUCCAAGCUUUGCUGCUUCUCCUCCUCCUCCAACCUUUGCUGCUGCUUCUCAGAGCACAACACCCUUUUUAUCAUCUGGCCCCGUGGUUGGGCCGGAGGCCUCUGCGUUUAGAACAACAACACCUACUGCUUUCCAGACUUCAAGGCCUUUCUUACCAUCUGCGCCAGUUGUUGGACCUGAAGCAUCUGGCUCUAGACCAACACAAACAGGUAGGUAUAAUGAUCCAUCUAUGCCUCCUCCACAAUCAUCUCAUGCCCCACCUGGUGUUGGAUCUUUCCAGCACUUCCGGACCCCACAAUUUCCUUCAACAGGUCAAAUAGCCACUCCACACAUUUCCGCUCCAGGACAGCCAGUUUUUUCCCCACCAAUUAGAUAUCCCACAGGUCAUGUUCCUUCCCCGCCUGUUUCUGCUCCUCUGCAGCCCCAGAUACCUGUGCCCAUGGGAUCCCCUCCUCAGAGCAUAAACCAGUUGCCUUCUGGCAUGAAUAUUCCUCCAUCAUCUUUACAUUCAUCAUUUUCUGCUCCAAGGCCAACCUUGCAACCAUUACAGUCAGGUUUUCCUCGUUAUCCUAGUAACCCAACUAAUGCAGUUACACAACCUCCUCCUGUACAGUCUGCGCAGUUUAUCACCAAUCAAGGAGGUUACGGUCCUGUCCCACCUGCAACAUCUGCCUCUUUUCCUUCCCGUCAAGGAGGUUAUGUUCCCUCUCCUCCUGUUGCUGCUCCACUAGGUGUCUAUUCAAGGGAACACAUGCAACACCAAGGUUUUGGACCUCCAAUGGGAGCUGUGCAGGGCUUGACAGAAGACUUCAGCUCUCUAUCUGUUGCGUCUGUCCCUGGAUCAAUUGAUCCAGGACUUGAUUCUAAAGCAUUGCCAAGACCAUUAGAUGGUGACGUGGAGCCGAAGUCUUUUGCUGAUACAUAUCCAAUGAAUUGCGAUCCUAGAUAUCUACGUCUUACAACUUGUGCAAUGCCAAAUUCUCAGUCUUUGGUUUCAAGAUGGCAUUUGCCUCUUGGAGCUGUUGUUUGUCCUCUAGCAGAAGCUCCUGAUGGGGAGGAGGUGCCGGUAGUUAACUUUGCCCCAACUGGCAUUAUUCGUUGUAGAAGAUGUCGAACAUAUGUGAACCCAUAUGUGACAUUCACAGAUGGUGGAAGAAAGUGGCGUUGCAACAUCUGUGCUUUGCUUAAUGAAGUUUCGGGUGAUUAUUUUGCACAUUUGGAUCCUAGCGGUAGAAGAGUGGACUUGAAUGAACGGCCUGAGCUUACGAAGGGUAGUGUUGAAUUUAUUGCUCCGGCUGAGUAUAUGGUGCGGCCUCCAAUGCCUCCGCUAUAUUUUUUCCUGAUUGACGUAUCAAUAUCAGCUGUUAGAAGUGGAAUGCUUGAGGUUGUGGCACAAACUGUUAAGUCUUGUUUGGAUGGAUUGCCUGGCUACCCCAGAACACGAGUUGGGUUCAUCACUUUUGACAGCAAUAUACAUUUUUAUAACAUGAAGUCAUCGUUGGUGCAGCCUCAAAUGAUGGUGGUUUCAGAUCUUGAUGAUUUAUUUGUUCCUUUGCCCGAUGAUCUCCUUGUCAACUUGUCAGAAUCAAGGAUUGUAGUGGAUGCUUUUCUAGAUAGUUUAGCCUCCAUGUUUCAGGACAAUGUCAAUGUGGAAUCAGCUUUUGGUCCAGCUCUUAAGGCAGCAUAUAUGGUUAUGGGCCAACUUGGUGGCAAAUUGUUAAUUUUCCAAAAUACGCUACCUUCACUUGGUGUUGGCCGCCUUAGGUUGCGUGGAGAUGACCUUCGUGUCUACGGAACAGAUAAAGAGCAUGCAAUAAGGAUAGCUGAAGAUCCAUUUUACAAGCAGAUGGCUGCUGAUUGUACUAAAUACCAGAUAGCGGUGAAUAUAUAUGCAUUCAGUGACAAGUACACUGACAUAGCGUCCCUUGGAACUUUGGCUAAAUAUACUGGUGGUCAAGUAUACUACUAUCCAAGCUUUCACUCAGCCAUUCACAAAGAGAAGUUGAGACAUGAGCUAACCAGAGAUCUUACAAGAGAAACUGCUUGGGAAGCUGUUAUGCGCAUAAGAUGUGGAAAAGGUGUGAGGUUCACAUCUUAUCAUGGUAACUUUAUGUUGCGGUCCACGGAUUUAUUAGCGCUCCCAGCUGUAGACUGUGAUAAAGCUUUUGCAUUGCAGUUGACCCUUGAAGAAACAUUAUUGACAAUGCAGACUGUAUAUUUCCAAGUUGCUUUAUUAUUCACUUCAUCUUCUGGAGAGAGGCGUAUCAGAGUACAUACUGCAGCGGUGCCUGUGGUUGCAGAUCUUGGAGAGAUGUAUCGCCAUGCUGAUACUGGCGCCAUAGUUUCUUUGCUUUGUAGGCUAGCAAUAGAGAAAACUCUGACCUAUAAACUGGAAGAAGCUCGAAACUCGGUUCAGCAGAGGAUUGUCAAAGCUCUAAAAGAAUAUCGAAAUUUAUAUGCUGUGCAGCAUCGCUUGGUAGGCAGGAUGAUAUAUCCAGAAUCAUUGAAGUUCUUGCCGCUAUAUGGGUUAGCACUCUGCAAAUCAAUUCCCCUUCGUGGUGGAUAUGCUGAUGCACAGCUUGACGAACGCUGUGCAGCAGGGCACACUAUGAUGACUUUACCUGUUAGAAAUUUGUUGCAGUUGCUAUAUCCAAAUUUGGUUCGAAUUGAUGAGGUUCUCAUGAAGGCUAAAUCUACGGCUGAUGAGUUUAAGGUUUCGAGGCUACCACUCACAGCAGAGAGCCUAGAUUCCAGAGGCCUUUAUAUUUAUGAUGACGGUUUUCGGUUUGUUAUAUGGUUCGGUAGAAUGGUUUCACCUGAUAUAGUUAUGAAUCUACUCGGUCAAGACUUUGCUGCAGACCUUUCGAAGGUUAUUUUGUGUGAGCGGGAUAGUGAAAUGUCAAGGAAGCUGAUGGCAAUACUUGAGAAAAUUAGGGAAGCUGACCCUUCAUAUUAUCAGCUAUGUCACCUUGUAAGACAAGGUGACCAACCUAGAGAAGGUUUCUUUCUCCUUGCAAACCUAGUUGAGGACCAGGCUGGUGGUAUGAACGGUUAUUUAGAUUGGAUCCUGCAAAUUCACCGGCAAGUGCAACAAAAUCCUUAGAGGUAAAAAUGAGUUGUUCUCAACAUGAUGUUUGGGGGACGCUUUUAAUUGUGUUCUCAACAAUGAGUAUCUCCCACUAUUUUUCGACUUUUUGUUUGAGAGGCUAAAAGUGGAAUGCUAAUAUCAUCUUGUCUAAUUAAAAGCCCGUGUCUUUGAUGGGAAAUGUUUGGGUUGGGUUAAGUUUAAAAAAAAAAAAAGCAUUUACGUGGUAGCGACGAGCAACAUCGAAAAAUACCUUCCCGGCCGAUGGGACUCUACCUCAAAAAGGUAACUUCUCGUGUUCAAUUGACUCCUUUCUGGCUUUACCUUUAAAUAAGGGUUCUCUUUCCUCCUGAGGGAAAGCCCUUUCCAGAUGGCGUAGUGCAUCACUGUCUUGGAAGCCUGCCCUAAAGAUAGGAGUUCUUAUCUCUACCGCCUAUCCAACCAGAAGACUCUUAUUAGUGGUGGAGUGCUUCGAGUAGGAUCCCAUCCCAUCCCAUCCCAUCCUAUCCCAGCAGUCAAAACUUCCUGACCCUGCUCACCUUCCUCUGAAGCUGGAAUGCCUUUCUUGUUCAGAAAUCAGGUUUCUGCCAUCCAUCAAUAGGCUAGAUUCCUGAAGCUUCUACUUGAAUAUGGAUACGGAAGCUUGUUUGAGAGAUGACGUAAUUGAUGAGGGACACAGAUAUAGUCACCAACAUGUGUGCAUCUUCAUCAUGCUAUGACAGGAAUAGCUUGGUAUUUUCAGUUCCUCUAUCUGAUUGCAGUUGUGAGCGGUUAAAUUUAAUUCAUAGUUUCAUACUAUUUUGUUUUGGUUUCAGGUCCAAUUUAAGUUUCAAACUUAUAGCCUCGAAACAGAUUUGUUGUUAAAUUGUAUUGUAAGUGCGAAGCCUAAACACAUCUUAUCUUAGGACCUAAACUAAUUGUAUUACGUUCUAAGCUUGAAAGUUGCGAGACAAGAUGGUUUACCUGAGCUGUAUUCUAAAACAA
Messenger RNA from Rhododendron vialii, 4178 nucleotides. Its product is annotated as protein transport protein SEC24 A-like. The record is from RefSeq and is a predicted model, not a curated record. NCBI's taxonomy places the organism in Eukaryota, Viridiplantae, Streptophyta, Magnoliopsida, Ericales, Ericaceae. The transcript is spliced from 12 exons. Gene Ontology annotation, molecular function: zinc ion binding; SNARE binding. Gene Ontology annotation, cellular component: endoplasmic reticulum exit site; COPII vesicle coat. Gene Ontology annotation, biological process: COPII-coated vesicle cargo loading; endoplasmic reticulum to Golgi vesicle-mediated transport; intracellular protein transport. Bases 48 to 3212 code for a protein of 1054 amino acids.